Messenger RNA from Anguilla anguilla (European eel), 2139 nucleotides. Its product is annotated as ADP-ribosylation factor-like protein 15. Gene Ontology annotation, molecular function: GTP binding; GTPase activity. The record is from RefSeq and is a predicted model, not a curated record. Lineage: Eukaryota; Metazoa; Chordata; Actinopteri; Anguilliformes; Anguillidae. Bases 663 to 1283 code for a protein of 206 amino acids. The transcript is spliced from 5 exons.
ACAGGGUGCUGGCUAUAUCUAUCGUUAUUACCCAUAGAAGUACAAAUGGCUCUUUUUCGUUUGGUUCCCUCAAUUUAGCAACUGACAGCCCGGAUAAUGGAAAAUAGAGAUGAUAAAUGGAUAUGUGAACGAAUUCUCAUUCAUAUUGUUGAGGAUCAAUCAUAUUGUUGAUGGUUUUAUGCAACCGUUUCGCCAUUGCAAAUCCUCUACCUGCAGAAUCUACUGUACACCGACAGCAAAUUGCAGCUAUCAGUUGGAGAACUUGCCUUUUAUUUUCUAUCGUGUGCUCGGCAGUGUUUUCAUGUACCGUUCAAUCGUGUUGGAGUCUAAUCCAAUUCAGUUUUAUUUUGGAACGUGACUGUCACUGAUCCCAUAAGCUCCAUGGAGAUAUCCCGGCGCUAAUCUGAAAGCUCUGCUACUUGAUGUUCUCUCUAGUGUUUUUGUCUCUCUCUCUCUCAAUGAACGGGGAACAGAUUUCUCUCUCCUUGUCCCCGCCGCCUAUCUGAAGUUGGAGUAGGGCUGCUGUGCGUCUCGUGCCGCGCCGGGUCUCCCCUCUGCUAGAGUGCGUUUUUCCAUCCGCACUUCCCACUUCCUUUCCUUGUCUCAUUCGAUUACUUUGGCUGGCUUGUUUGUUGUCGGGGGUAACACUCUCGCCGAGGACGAUGGCCGAAUGCUUGCAGCUCUCUCUAGCCCUCUGUAGGAUUGGCUUCUAUACGUGUUUCCGAACGCUGUGCUGCAAAGGACCGCCCCCGCCGAGGCCGGAGUACGACGUGGUGUGCAUCGGACUGACGGGCGCCGGCAAGACCAGCCUCCUCUCCCGCCUGUGCAGCGAAGUCACGGACUGCGUCAUACCCACCACAGGUUUUAGCAUCAAAGCUGUACCAUUCCAGAAUGCCAUCCUGAAUGUAAAGGAACUUGGAGGGGCUGACAGCAUCAAGAAGUACUGGAGCCGCUACUACCAGGGGUCCCAGGGCGUGGUUUUCGUCCUGGACAGUGCGUCUUCGGAAGAGGACCUAGAAGUGGCCCGUGCAGAACUCCACUCGGCCCUGCAGCACCCCCAGCUCUGCACGCUCCCCUUCCUAAUACUGGCCAACCACCAGGACAAGCCGGCUGCACGCUCGGUCCAGGAGAUAAAAAAGUAUUUUGAGCUGGAGCCACUGGCCCGGGGUAAAAGAUGGCUUCUUGCAGGCAGCACUGUGGACAACAUGGACGCCGUAAAGGAGAGUUUCAGCCAGCUGAUCGGCCUUCUAGAGGAGAAGGAGACAGAUCCGGGACGGAUAUGAGGUGGUUCUCCUGAAGGACAAUAAAGGACUUUGACCCCCCACUCCCACCCCCUGUCUGGACUAAUUACAAUUAAAUAAAUGCUGGCUCUCUUCGUUGGUUGCAUUUAUAUGGAUGAGGGCAUUUUUGUCUUAAAGCCAUCUUCAUCAAACAAGAAAAACAGAACGGCAAAAGCUGCUUCUCUAUGGACAAGCAAAUAUCAAGUGCAGCUCGCGACUUCAUCUAGAACCAAAUGAAUGACAUUCCUAAAAAAGUGUUAAGUGUUAUGUAACUUCUGCACUCAUAAAAACACGUUUUCUUUUCCCUUGUGCCAUUUUAGUGAAACAACGUGGCUGAACUGAAAUGUAAGACGUUCAUGGGCUCUUUGUUCUGUUGAUAAAUACUGUAGGUAUGCGGUUUGUAAGUCUAUUGCACAGUGCUACUGAGUACAUAACAUUGUAUAUCAAGGCAUAUAAUAUUGGUGCAUACUGUGAGUUGAAUGGAAAGCAUGGCUGUCGAGUGUCAGUAAUUUUGUGUUGAAUGGGGGAAUGUUUUAGUGUUACAAGUACGUAGUGUUAAGUCUUAUGUCAUUUACAAACAUAAAGAAGAAAAAGAGCAUUGAAAAAUGUUGUUACAAAUGCCGAUGGUCUUGCUCUGAACUACUAUACAAAGAAGAAACACAUGCACCAAAAAGCACCUAGCAUUACAGUACAUGCUUGGGUGUGAGGGCGGGGAUCGUAAAAGAACACCAGUGGAGCAAUAUUUAGGCAAGACAGGUCAUCAAAGUGCAUGUUGCUGCAGAGCACGAAUGAUAAAGCUAUUCACAUCUAAAAAUGAAUUCCUGAAAACAGCCGAUAAUAAAAAUGGAUUUUAAAAAUU